UGGAGGCUACAGAGUUAUUGGUAGAUUUGCGAUUUUUCUGCUAAUUUUUGCCAGUGGCUGAAAUGUAGGUAGCUUGGUAAAAUCUGUAUAAAAGGCCUUUGUGAUUCCAGAGAUUAUUCAGUUUGAGUCUUACACUUGCAUCAGCCGUUCAGCUUGAAAAUAUCAAAACUCUUAGUCUUCCUCACUACUCUCAACGACAGGAACUAACGAACUAAGAAUUCCAAUACGAAAAUGUACACUAAAAACUUGUUUACCCACGUCUUCUUGCUGUACGCCAUCGGCUUCAUUGUCAUCAGCGCUAGUGAGGGGAAUGUCGAGCUAAAAACCUUAACACCGGAGAAGUCUUUGAAUCGACGUAGUAUCACUGGAUUUGGCAGCGAGUCGGGACACACAGUUGCUAUCAGCCCUAAUCCUUGGUUGGGUGGUGGCGGCAAUGAUGGACAUUUCAGCGGCGGUUUUGGUGCACUAGCUGUUAGUGGCUGGAAUCCAUGGAAGAGCUUUGCUGCCAGCCACGGCUCGGCGCCUUCUCCCAGCGAAGUGGCUAAUGCGAUUGCCUCCGCAAAACAAGCUUCGGCCAAUGUACUAAUUGCCCAACAACAAAUGCAGGCCGCUAAAGAGAAUGUACUCAAUCAGCAACGUAUGGCUAUGGAGAAGGAAACGGCUGCCGCUAUCCUUACACAAAAAUCCGAGGCAGCGGCGGCUAUUCAACGCUCCGAAGCUGCAGCUGCCGCACAAGCUGUUGUAUUGGCGCAGCAACGUUUGGCCGCCUCAAAGUCCGCCGUGGCACAUCAACAACGUAUUGCAGCGGCGCGUGAAGCUGAAGCCGCAUCGGCAUUGCAACGAUCGGCUCAUGCAGCUGCGGCUGAGAUACAGAAAACUGAAUAUGAAGCUUCCAAGCUGGGACAGUAUACACGAAAUGGCAAUGCUGGCGCAGCACAUCAUCUCACCUUGACCAAAGAUGUGGCAUUCAGUCCCAUAACGGCAGGUACCAAUCACGUACCCAAUGCACAGUCGUUGGGUCCCUGGUCAGGUAAUGGUGGCAAGGGAUCGGCAGCUGGAUCCGGUGGUUGGCUAUAAAGCGCGCAAUUGAAAUGUUCAUCAUAUCUAACCAUGUUUAUUAGAAUUUAUUCCACUAAUUGUUUAUAAAUAAUUCGUAUAUUAAUUAUUACAAUAAAAACAAACUUUUUGUUAAAAGUA
Zeugodacus cucurbitae (melon fly) is the source of this 1197-nucleotide messenger RNA. RefSeq lists its product as uncharacterized. The record is from RefSeq and is a predicted model, not a curated record. Lineage: Eukaryota; Metazoa; Arthropoda; Insecta; Diptera; Tephritidae. Bases 232 to 1077 code for a protein of 281 amino acids. The transcript has 3 exons.